AUGACAGGUGUGCUGACACUUGAAACCAUGGCCAGUGGAGAGGGAUAUGGGCCAAGGAACUGUGUGGUGUGUGGAGACCGAGCCACAGGCUAUCAUUUCCAUGCCCUGACGUGUGAGGGCUGCAAAGGCUUCUUCAGGAGAACAGUCAGCAAAACCAUCGGUCCCAUCUGUCCCUUCUCUGGAAGCUGUGAGGUUAGCAAAGCCCAGAGACGCCACUGUCCAGCCUGCAGGUUGCGGAAGUGUCUAAACGCUGGCAUGAGGAAAGACAUGAUACUGUCAGCAGAAGCCUUGGCGUUGCGGCGAGCCAGGCAGGCACAGCGGCGGGCACAGAAAGCAUCUUUGAGUCAGGAGCAGAGAGAGCUGGUCCGGACCCUCCUGGGGGCCCAUACUCGCCACGUGGUCCCCAUGUUUGACCAGUUUGUGAAGUUCAGGCCUCCAGAUUAUCUGUUCAUCCAUCACCGGCCCUUCCCUCCUCUGGUCCCCGUGAGGCCUCUGCUCACACACUUUGCAGAUAUUAACACUUUCAUGGUGCAGCAGAUUAUCAAGUUCACCAAGGACCUGCCCCUUUUCCGGUCCCUACCCAUGGAGGACCAGAUCUCCCUUCUCAAGGGAGCAGCUGUGGAAAUACUGCAUAUCUCACUCAACGCUACUUUCUGUCUUCAAACACAGAAUUUCUUCUGUGGGCCUCUUUGCUACAAAAUGGAAGAUGCAGCCUAUGUAGGGUUCCAGGGGGACUUUUUGGACUUGAUCAUUCGCUUCCAUGGGACACUGAAACGACUGCAGCUCCAGCAACCUGAGUACGUGCUCCUGGCUGCCAUGGCCCUCUUCUCUCCAGACAGGCCUGGACUGACCCAGAGAGAAGAGAUUGAUCAUCGGCAAGAGGAGAUGGCACUGAUCUUGAACAACUACAUUAUGGAACAGCAGUCAAGGCCCCAAAGUCGGUUUCUGUACCCAAAGCUGAUAGGCCUGUUGGCUGAGCUCCGGAGCAUAAACAAUGGAUACUCUGAUGAAAUCCAGCGCAUCCAGGGACUGUCUGCUAUGAUGCCACUGCUUGGGGAAAUCUGCAGCUGAGGCCCAGGCUUGCUUCCUUCCC
Peromyscus eremicus (cactus mouse) is the source of this 1093-nucleotide messenger RNA. It is a transcript of the gene Nr1i3, whose product is annotated as nuclear receptor subfamily 1 group I member 3. Lineage: Eukaryota; Metazoa; Chordata; Mammalia; Rodentia; Cricetidae. The transcript is spliced from 8 exons. Gene Ontology annotation, molecular function: RNA polymerase II cis-regulatory region sequence-specific DNA binding; nuclear receptor activity; zinc ion binding. Gene Ontology annotation, biological process: positive regulation of transcription by RNA polymerase II; negative regulation of transcription by RNA polymerase II; cell differentiation. Bases 1 to 1071 code for a protein of 356 amino acids. The record is from RefSeq and is a predicted model, not a curated record.